This is a messenger RNA of Sphaeramia orbicularis (orbiculate cardinalfish), 3755 nucleotides long. RefSeq names its product G-protein coupled receptor 22-like. Gene Ontology annotation, molecular function: peptide binding; G protein-coupled receptor activity. The transcript has 3 exons. Gene Ontology annotation, biological process: G protein-coupled receptor signaling pathway; cellular response to hormone stimulus. NCBI's taxonomy places the organism in Eukaryota, Metazoa, Chordata, Actinopteri, Kurtiformes, Apogonidae. Gene Ontology annotation, cellular component: plasma membrane. Bases 1566 to 2882 code for a protein of 438 amino acids. The record is from RefSeq and is a predicted model, not a curated record.
GGAGUGAGAGAGGGAGAGGAGAGCAGAGCGGGAGAUAGAGAGAUACCCGGAGUGUGAUGGUUUGCACUCUUAUCCAGACAGGAAGGCAGGGAGGGAGUGCAAAAUAGAGUUCGUGAGAUGAGGAGUAAUCAUACAGCAGUCCAUACGGAUGCAUAAAAGAGAAAAAACAAAGGGGACAAAAGCAAGAAAAAGACUCCCUUAACAACCAUGUCAGGAUUAAUCUCUAUGGACUUGAACAUCUGGAGCAGCUGUCAAUUAUAUGACCUUUGUAUGUUCAUCAACAUUCAGUCUUAAGCUUUGGAUUACCACUGGAAGGAGACUGAUACCGCCGGCAGUUUGUAUUCACCGACCCAGAUUGUUGCAGAGCUGGAAGGAGAGGGGACAGCGUGGUGUAUGGACCAGCUCCGGAGCAUCUGUGUUUACCCUGCAUGGUCACUGUGUAAAAAACAUGGACAAAUGAAGGACAGGUGAUGGUGUUACCAGCUCCUGCAUUCUGAAGCUCUAUUCUUGUCCUGCAUUUACAACCCAGUUCAUCCAUCUGACAGAGUCACAUCCACUUUUCCGUGUGGAUAACGUUUUCCUGAAACACUGAAAAAACCCCUUCCCUUUACGCAUACAACCCUGUUGAUCGCAGAUGUCAUGGUGAUCACAAAUGUCGUGGUGAUUUGACACACAUGCGCUCUAAUAAUCUGCUCUGCUCACGUAAUCUUCAGACACAAAAAAAAAAUCAGCAUGUGGAGAAACAAACUGGAGACUUGUGCUCAAUUUACAAGUCAAUGGCGACUGGAGCCAAAAGUACAGAGACUGAUGAGAAAGGUGGAGAGUGAAGGCCUGUUCCAUUAGUGUUCCCAAGGGAGGCAUGCGCCUGGAUGCUGCCCGGACGCACUGACCUCUCCUGGACAGAUUCUGUACAUUACUAUGGUGCAAAGUGGUGAAUCUUCAUGGCUGCCUGAUCAACUUUCCCUUUUGGAAUACAACAAAUGGAUAUAAGUAUUUGGGUGCAGGAACAGAUCUGACUCCAGUCUCCUCAUGGGUGACAAAAAAGCAAAAAACAAGCAUUUGGAUUGUACUACGUUCCAGCACAUUGCAGAGGAAAGAGUCUGUGUUUCUUUGUUUUCUUGGUUGGCUCUGUCCCUUCUGUCAGGGAAUAUCAAGAGAUUAUAAACAGGAGGUGGCUCUGACACUUUAUCCCCGUUCUACUCAUUUGUCAGUGUUCCCACCAUCAUCAAAGCAAACACACCAGUCCAAACGAAACGUCUGAAAAGGACAUUAGCCCACAUUCUCUCACCUCCUCUGGGUGCAGGUGGCUGAUUCGCCAGCUUACUUGCCUUUGAGGUUGGAAAGGAAAAGCUGGCAGCGCACGGACAGACAGGUGCUUUUUUGGCUGUCAGCCUCUCAAGGAGGGACUAGCAGUGAAAGGAAAAGCCCUACUGGGGCCCUGCUGGAGCAAAAACCCUUUCUACCGACUCUCUUUGGACGUGAUGCUGGUCUCUGAGGAUGCAACAUGGAAUCUAUGGCCUGAUUACACAGCCCCGGUAUUCAGAUAGAGCUGGAGGGAAGGGAUAAUGCAUAUCCUUCCCCCCCCGGAACAAGAAGCCACCAUGAGCAACGUCACAGUCACCGACAACACUGAACCCAUCAGCCGCACUAUGAGUCCGGCAACUCCCAGCCCAUAUGCCUACCCUGUUAGUUUCCAGAUCUCUCUGACUGGCUUCCUCAUGUUGGAAAUCAUCCUGGGCCUGAGCUCUAACCUCACUGUGCUUGCCCUCUACUGUAUGAAGUCAAACCUCAUUAGUUCUGUUAGUAACAUUGUCACCAUGAAUCUCCACGUGUUGGACGUGCUUGUUUGUGUGUGCUGCAUCCCCCUCACCAUUGUGGUGGUGCUGCUCUCCCUGGAAGGAGACACUGCCCUCGUCUGCUGCUUCCACGAGGCCUGUGUCUCCUUCGCUAGCGUUGCAACUGCUGCUAAUGUUCUCGCCAUCACCCUCGAUCGCUAUGACAUCUCUGUAAAACCAGCCAACCGGGUGCUGACCAUGGGCCGUGCCCUGGCCCUGCUGGCUGCCAUUUGGGUGCUAUCCUUUGUUAGUUUCCUGGUACCCUUUAUUGAGGUGGGCUUUUUUGCUAAGGGUCAUCCUGACCUGAACCAGACUGUGGUGGAGAAUGUGGUACACACUAACCAGUACUACACAGAACUUGGUCUGUACUACCACUUGCUAGCCCAGAUUCCCAUUUUCUUCUUUACUGCUGUCGUGAUGCUGAUCACCUACUCAAAGAUCCUGCAGGCGCUCAAUAUUCGCAUUGGCACACGUUUUCAUGCUUCUCAGAAGAAGAAGGCUCGCAGGAAAAAGCGUCCUUCUAUGACCGCCAUGACAACACAGCAAGAGGCCACAGAUGGAUCCCAGAGUAGUGGCAGUCGCAACCCCACGCUGGGCAUGCGAACCUCUGUGUCUGUCAUCAUUGCCUUGCGAAGGGCUGUAAAGCGCCACAGAGAAAGGCGAGAGCGUCAAAAGAGGGUUUUCAGGAUGUCCCUCCUGAUUGUGUCCACAUUCCUGCUGUGCUGGACACCCAUCACGGUACUUAACACAGUUAUCCUGAGUGUGGGUCCCAGUGACCUGAUGGUUAAACUGAGACUGGGCUUUCUGGUCAUGGCGUAUGGGACAACUAUCUUUCACCCUCUACUCUAUGCCUUCACUAGGCAGAAGUUCCAGAAAGUCCUAAAAAGCAAGAUGAAGAAGAGAGUGGUGUCGAUCAUAGAAGCAGAUCCUACUCCUAACAACGCCAUUAUCCACAACUCCUGGAUCGACCCAAAGAGAAACAAAAAGGUGACUUUUGAGGACAAAGAUGCUAGACAGAAGUGUCUUUCUUCAGAGGAUGUCGAGUGAAGGAACUCAUUAUCUUAAUGCAGUAUGCAGUCAAUAAAAGCAGCUAAACUGACAUCAUGUCAUGACUAAAAAGGGAACAUGUUCAUCCAAAGCAGUAAUGUAAAUAAUAUGUGCAAUAGGAUGUAUAAAAAACAGGUGGAGGUGGAUAAUUUAUUACUAUUUAUUGAGAACAAAAGUAGAUUUCAUAGAUAUACUAUAUACUGUACUGUAGAUAUUGCAUGGCUUUUGUAACAGUAGCAACAUCUAGUACAUUGCGUACAAAAUAUAUAUAUAGAGAAACAGGGAAAGAGAAUUAGAAAUUGUUAUGUAUAUGUAUAUAUGUAUAUUUAUAAUAAAUUUUGUGUUCUCUCAAAUAACGCAGCAAAAGGCUUCCUAUUCUCCCCUCCCCCAAGUAAACUGUUGUGAUUUUGUAACAGCUGUGAGAUUACACUCGUUCAUCAACAUGUCACAUAGUUUGACACCAAUCCCUAGUGACCGCUGACCUUAUUGUCUCAGAGUCCUCGAAGGGAAGGCCAUUGGACUAAAAUUAAACUGCAGGUAUAAGAAUGCAAUGACAGGUCAAACAUAAAAGGUUAGCAAAAAAAAAAAUCAAAGAGGAAGUGGUAUUGUAUGUUGUGUUGCUGUAUUUCAGAAGUUAUUGGGUGCUGUUAACUGUCAAUGCAUUUAGGGUUAAAGAAGAACACUUGAAUUCCUCAGACACAACAGCACACCACAGCUCUCAUCACUUUGUUUGACAUGAACCAGAUGUAAUCAAAACCUUGUCUGUUUUACUUUAGCAGUCACUUCUUUGAGCCAAGUGGAAAAUCUAUAGUUGCCUUAUUUUUGGUAUGAUGAAUUGAGGAUGACUUCAUGGUGGGACAGGAAGAGCACAUA